AUGGCAGUCGAUUCGAAGAUCGAGAUUACAGCAUCCAGCGAGCUCUCCAGCAGAUACACGCUCAAGGAGUUUCUAGGCGAGGGUCAGUACGGCACCGUGUGGCGCUGCGAGGAGUGCGCGACGGGCGAGCAUUUCGCUCUCAAAUACAUUGAUCUCACCAAGUGCAGCAGCAGGGCCCGCCUCGCAGCUCUCAGCGAAGUCGAAAUCCUCCAGAAAAUACGCGAUUCUGGGUUCUCCGAUAGUGUUGUAUCGCUCAAGGACGUGUACGGGGACAAGGAUUCUCUUUAUCUUGUAAUGGAGCUAUGCACUGGAGGGGAUCUUCUCGAGCUCAUCCAGAAGCAGCCCGGCGCGUUUAUCAGCGAAGCGGAAUCGUGCCACGUGUUCACGUCCGUGGCGCGCGCCGUGAAGCAGUGCCACGCCAGCAGCAUCGUCCAUCGCGACAUCAAACCCGAAAACAUUCUCAUCUGCCCGACUUCGAACAGCGUCCCCGCCGCCGCCGCUUCCGCCGCUGAUAACGGCGCGUCGUUCGCGUACACCGCGAAGCUCGCGGAUUUCGGGCUCGCCGUGGACGUGCCGUGGUGGCAGCAGAUUCGCGGGUACGCCGGCAGCAAGCCGUAUGAGGCUCCGGAGGUUAUGGCAGGGGUCGCGUACGACGCGUCGGCGGAUAUCUGGAGCCUCGGCGUGACUCUCUACGCGAUGCUUUCGGGAAAGUGGCCGCUUUUCAGCGGCGGGAAGCGGGUCCUGGACGAGAAGGUGGAUUUCGCAUCGGACGACUGGAAGCAUGUGUCGGGUGAUGCGAAGGAUCUCAUCCGUCGGAUGCUGUGCGUGGACGUGAACGAACGGUUCACGAUUGACGAGGUGCUGGCGCAUCCGUGGGUUCGCCCAGCAGUAGUGGCAGUAGGUCAGGAAGGGAUGGAGACCGUCGAUCUUUCCGACGGACGAACGGAUGCCGUUGAUACGCAAUCCGACGCUUACAUCACCUCGGGAACGGUCAGAGACUUGGCGGGAAGCAUGUCUUCGGCGAGUGCAACCAACAGCACUAACAGUGAUUGCGGGAAUAACGUGGAGAAGCCGCGCCGGGCCGGAAAGCUGUCUCCGCGCACCGUUCUGAACCACGUCAUGAAGGCUUUCUCCCCGAUCACACGGCACAGAGAGGCGUCGUGCAUCCCCAUCGAAGUUCUCUAG
Molecule: messenger RNA, 1185 nt
Organism: Closterium sp. Yama58-4
Lineage: Eukaryota; Viridiplantae; Streptophyta; Zygnematophyceae; Desmidiales; Closteriaceae
Source: the annotation of a GenBank genome assembly